GGGGAGCACAGACAUAUGUAACGUGUCAGGGUAACUCAGAGCCUUUAUUAUGCUUGGGCUGCCUGGGAAGGGAGUCGCAUCAACAUCCAUGGAUGUGUUUCAAGCUCUGGUAAGCUUGGUCACUUGUCUACAUUACUGCACACUCCAUAAAGUGGUGUGUCUACAGGUGAGAGUUGAGCGGACAAAUGUGGAGGUUCAGCAUGGAGAGGCUGUUCUGCUGCCCUGCUCCUUUGUAACUACAGCUGUGCCAUCACGUCUCAACAUUAUCUGGACCACAACACCUUUAUCAGAGCCAAGCUCUCCCUCUCAGGUUAUUGUCUAUGAUCAAGGCCAGGCAAUUGAAAGUCCUACUUUAACUGGCCGAGUCAGGUUUGUUUCUGCUCCACUGAGUGCUGACAUCCUUCUCAACAUGACUCGCUUGUCCGAUGCUGGAAAAUAUCGAUGUGUAGUGAGCAACCCCCCUGAAUCAGGAUCUCCUGGAAUAGCAGAGCUGAGCCUUACUGUUCUUGCACCUCCCUCUUCUCCUCACUGUUUUGUGAGUGGUAAUAUGGAUGAAGGAGGAAGCAUUUCUCUGACCUGCUUUGUAGAGUAUGGAGUCCCAGUACCUGAUUUAAACUGGAGCAAAAUCAAACCUGACAAGAUCUUUCUUCCAGUCAACAUGGAAGAUUCUCUAAGGGGAACAGUGCAGAUCUUCAAUGUCUCCUCCCAGACAUCUGGACUCUAUCAGUGUACAGUUUCUAAUCGACUGGGUACAGAGAUCUGCUCAGUGGAGCUCAUCAUCCAUAGUACGCCACAUGGUACUUCUGGCAUUCUCCAGAGUAUUUUUGUAACACUCACGAUGGCUCUGAUCCUUCUAACACUGCUAGCCUUGGUAUUGUGGCUUCAUCGAUCAGGCUAUGACAGAACAAACAGGAGUGGACAGAGAGAAGAGGAGGAACCAUGCUAUAAUGAGAUCAGAACAGACGCUUUAUCUCCUGCUUGCCACCCUUCAACAAAAAUUCCAUUUUCAAGCUCCUAAUCAGGCUAAAGAGAACAGCAUUUCUCUACCCUUGUGAUCCUUCCUGUGGUGUUCGUAAUCAUUAGAGCAUGACCUUGUUCUUUGUUGUGCAGAAUGAUGUUCCCAUUUCAUUAAUAAAUUCUGCCUUUUGAACAGUAAGUAUCCAUCCCAAGAAUUAAUGCAGUAUGUAAUGAACAUAUUUUUGCUGACCAUAAAUAUAAAACAAAUUACCCUGAGGGAUAAUAAAGCCUAGCUAACCUA
This is a messenger RNA of Erpetoichthys calabaricus (reedfish), 1258 nucleotides long. RefSeq lists its product as uncharacterized. Gene Ontology annotation, cellular component: cell-cell junction. Lineage: Eukaryota; Metazoa; Chordata; Cladistia; Polypteriformes; Polypteridae. Gene Ontology annotation, molecular function: ionotropic glutamate receptor binding. Gene Ontology annotation, biological process: homophilic cell-cell adhesion. The coding region runs from base 50 to 1018 and encodes 322 amino acids. The transcript has 7 exons. The record is from RefSeq and is a predicted model, not a curated record.